CCGAAGAAGAAGCCAACUUCGAAGCAGUGCUCUCUGAACCAGUUUUCCAGUCUUACAGAUCUCACAGAGCAUUCAAUCUACCAGAUCGUAUAGAAGUAACCGAAGUCUCUCUCUCUCUCUCUCUCCAAAUUCUCCUGUGCGUGUUUCUUAGCCAAAUGAUCACAAGAGAUGAUUAAAAAUGGCUCCGAAGCCACCACCAUCGCUCUUCACAUGGCUGAUAUUACCGAUCAUUGUACUCAUCUUCCUCUACUCCACACUCCUCCCUCUCUAUACCCUUUCAUCAACCAAUUCGCAACCUCGAAAACCCAAAAUCCCAAUUUCACCCAAAUGCAAUCUCUUCGAAGGCCACUGGGUCACAGACACAAAUCAAAAACCCAUGUACGAUGAGACAUGCCCUUUCCACAGAAACGCCUGGAACUGUUUAAGGAACAAGAGAGACAACAUGAGUCUGAUCAAUUCUUGGAAAUGGGUCCCUGGAAAGUGUGAAUUGUCGAGGAUUGACCCUUUUGAGUUUCUGGGUCUGAUGAGGAACAAGAAUAUUGGGUUUGUUGGGGACUCUUUGAAUGAGAAUUUCUUGGUUUCGUUUCUGUGUAUUCUCAGGGUUGCUGAUGAGAGGGCAAAGAAGUGGAAGAGGAAGGGGGCUUGGAGAGGGGCUUAUUUUCCGAAAUUCAAUGUCACAGUUGCUUAUCAUCGAGCUGUAUUGCUUGCCAAAUACAAGUUGCAGCCAAAACAAUCAACUGUUUUUGAUCAAGAGGGAUUGAAUGGCAUACAUCGAGUAGAUAUUGAUGUUCCGUCAGAGGACUGGGCAGGCAUCAUUAAUUUUUAUGAUGUUCUGGUUUUCAAUACUGGCCACUGGUGGGGCUAUGAUAAAUUCCCAAAAGAAACACCUCUUGUUUUUUACAAGGCUGGGAAACCAAUACUUCCUCCCCUGGGGAUGUUGGAUGGACUUAAAGUUGUCCUUGACAAUAUGGUAGCUUACAUACAGAAAGAAUUCCCAAAAAAGACGAUCAAGUUCUGGAGGUUGCAAUCUCCAAGGCACUUUUAUGGUGGUGAGUGGAAUCAAAAUGGUAGCUGCUUGUUGAAUGAGCCCCUUGAGGAACACCAGCUUGACUUGUGGUUUGAUCCCAGCAACAAUGGGGUGAACAAGGAAGCAAGACAACUGAAUAGUGUGAUUGAAGAGGCAUUGCGAGACACGGAUAUCAAAAUACUUGAUCUGACUCAUUUGAGUGAGUUUAGAGCAGAUGCUCAUCCAGCAAUUUGGUUGGGAAAGAAGGAUGCAGUGGCUGAAUGGGGUCAGGACUGCAUGCACUGGUGCCUACCGGGUGUUCCUGACACGUGGGUUGAUAUCUUGUCGCAGUUCAUCCGAUACAGCUUGGAGACAGGGUAAUGAAUGGUGAAAUGUAUGUUGUCAAAUUUCAUGGAGAUCUGCAUUUUUGUGAAUCCCUGCAGGUCUCACAGAAAAUUUUGAGCAGUUUCUUUCCGCAGAGAUCAAAUCUAGAUAUGAGAAGCUGUUGUUUUACUUGUCUGCAUAUUCCCUCGAGUUUCCUCAGAAACAUGAAUGCUAUCAUUUCAGCGGAGAACCUGACCACCAGAUGAUCAAGGGAAGCAAGAAAAGUUCAGUCAAAGGGGAGCUAAGAUUGGAUUAUUCUACAAUUGAACUGUCGAAUUUUGUAGGACAAAUCAUCAUCAUUUUUUCACUUUGCUUUCUGUAUGCAUUAUCAUUUUGUGUUUUUGUUAGAACUUCAAAACCUAUCACUCCAUAUUGUGAGCAUCCAAACUUGUUCAGUAUGUGUUGUUUUAUGCAAUUUAAUUGACCUCAUU
This is a messenger RNA of Ilex paraguariensis (yerba mate), 1821 nucleotides long. The record is from the annotation of a GenBank genome assembly. Lineage: Eukaryota; Viridiplantae; Streptophyta; Magnoliopsida; Aquifoliales; Aquifoliaceae.